ACCCUUAGAAUUUAAAGGGUUCCUCCUCACUGUACCACGGGCCCCUCCCUCUCUGAAUUACCGUUGAGGCAGAGGAGGAGGUCCGCCGGUGCUUUGUUCUUCACAGUUAUCAUUUCCGCGCAAUUCGCAUUGCAUGUACGUGGUAACUUAGCAAGAAUAUUUCAGGGCACUUCUCUGGGAGGAACAAAACAGUUAAAGCUGCUUGCCACCAGUAGAUUUCAAAUUGGUAUAGUAACAUUUCGACCCGGUGAAGAUGUCAGACGUUCAUAUGGGAUCUCACACACUGAAAUCUCAUGGAGUCAAAGUGGCUAAAUCGCACAUGUAUGACUGGAUGAUUCUUGUAGUUCUUGGGGCCAUCGAUAUUACUUUGAAUCUCAUCGAGCCUUUUCACCGGUUUAUUAGUGAACAAAUGAUGAAUGAUGUAUCCUACCCUUUUCAUCCAGACACUAUACCUAUGUGGGCUGUUCCGAUUUUUGCAAUAAUCUUGCCGGCCGGUAUCUUUUUUGCUUUCUACCUCAAGAGAAAGGAUGUUUAUGACUUGCACCAUUCUAUAUUGGGUCUUCUCUAUUCAGUUCUGAUAACUCUGGUUAUCACUGAUUCAAUCAAAGAUGCUGUUGGUCGCCCCCGUCCCAACUUCUUCUGGCGGUGUUUUCCUGAUGGAAUAGGUGUAUAUGAUCAGAAGUAUGGCAAUGUUAUGUGUACUGGAGAUAAGUUGAUUAUAAAGGAAGGAUAUAAAAGCUUUCCUAGUGGUCAUUCUUCAGUUUCAUUUGCAGGCCUCGGUUUUCUUUCGUGGUACUUGGCUGGGAAGAUCAAAGUGUUUGAUCGUCGAGGCCAUAGUGCAAAGCUGUGCAUUGUGCUGUUUCCACUACUUUGUGCUGCUUUGGUUGCAACCUCACGGGUGGAUGACUACUGGCAUCAUUGGCAAGACGUCUUGUGUGGUAGUCUUAUAGGAAUUGUCAUAGCAUCAAUUUGUUACUUGCAGUCCUUCCCUUAUCCAAACAAGGAAGAGGGGUGGGCACCUCAUAUAUAUCAUCUAAUGAUGGCUGCAGAGCGGAAUGAUGCCUUGGCGACAAGGCUUGAACCUCUUCAUGCACGAAGAUCAGAUGUCGAAACUCCAGAUGAUUCCAUUCCACCUGAAGCUAGAUGCAUCUAUGCACUUGGAAGCUCCAGCUUCAUCUUCAUUUCACUUGCACAUUUCUCUGGAAAUAUGCAGACAUUUGCAGCAUUCAAGAUUCAGAUGAGGAGGUUCCGGAGGAGGAGACGUUAUCGUAGGCUAGGAAGUGUGGUUAUUACUGAGGAACAUGCAGCCGGAGGGAGAGGGAAUCUAAAGUUUUGGAGAAUUAGAGUGACCCCAAAACUGCGGCUCAAGGUUACAACAUCAUCGAUGGCAGUUCUCAGAAGGCUUAGGAACGCUUAUGUAGGAAUGAUGCUUUGUUUCGCUGGCCGUGUUGCGCAGUUGAAUUCAUGUUAG
Molecule: messenger RNA, 1471 nt
Organism: Fragaria vesca subsp. vesca
Lineage: Eukaryota; Viridiplantae; Streptophyta; Magnoliopsida; Rosales; Rosaceae
Product: lipid phosphate phosphatase 2-like
Exons: 9
Coding region: 254-1471 (405 amino acids)
Biological process (GO): phospholipid metabolic process
Molecular function (GO): phosphatidate phosphatase activity
Source: RefSeq, a predicted model, not a curated record